AUGCUCAUAGAAGUUGGAAAGAGGUAUGCAAACCAAUUUGAAUCAUUACCCCCACCUACUAAUAAGGUUUUACCUUCUAUUGUGCAGGCACCAGAGUUGGAAUUAAAGCAAUUGCCAAAACACCUUAAAUAUGCUUGUUUAGGUGAAAAUGAGACUCUACCUGUUAUCAUUGCCUCACACCUCGAACCAAAUGAUGAGAAGAAGCUUUUGAGAGUUCUAAAAGAGCACAAAACUGCAAUUGGGUGGAGCAUUACAGAUAUCAAAGGCAUAAGUCCAACACUAUGCAUGCACAAGAUAUUAUUGGAAGACAAAGCAAUGCCUAAGAGGGAUGCCCAAAGACGUCUCAAUCCGAACAUGAAGGAGGUGGUAAGAAAAGAGGUAAUGAAGCUUUUAGAUGUUGGUAUUAUUUACCCUAUUUCUGACAGUAAAUGGGUGAGCCCAGUGCAAGUUGUUCCCAAAAAGUCAGGUAUCACAGUGGUGAAGAAUGAAGCAAAUGAGCUUGUACCUACACGGGUGACCACGGGCUGGAGAGUUUGCAUCGAUUAUAGGAAGCUCAACACAGCAACAAGCAAGGAUCACUUCCCUCUUCCAUUCAUUGAUCAGAUGCUUGAGAGAUUGGCUGGCCAUAGCCACUAUUGCUUCCUUGAUGGAUAUUCAGGCUACAACCAAAUCGCCAUAGCCCCAGAGGAUCAAGAGAAGACGACCUUCACGUGUCCCUUUGGUACUUUCGCUUAUAGGAGGAUGCCUUUUGGUCUCUGUAAUGCCCCAGCCACUUUUCAAAGGUGCAUGAUGAGCAUUUUCUCCGACAUGGUAGAAAGGUUUAUUGAGGUAUUCAUGGAUGACUUCUCUGUCUUUGGUGAUUCUUUUGAUCAAUGCUUGCAUAACUUAUCCAAGGUGUUGGCUAGAUGUGAAAAGACUAACCUUGUGCUUAAUUGGGAAAAAUGUCAUUUUAUGGUUAACCAAGGCAUAGUUCUUGGUCAUGUCAUCUCUAGUAAAGGAAUCGAGGUAGAUAAAGCUAAGAUUGAUUUGAUUGCCUCCAUGCCCUCACCUACUUCUGUCAAAGAAGUACGUUCUUUCCUUGGCCAUGCAGGUUUCUAUAGGCGUUUCAUUAAGGAAUUUUCUAAGAUUGCGAGGCCUUUGUGCAAUCUCCUUGCCAAGGACAUGGAUUUUGUCUUUGAUCAAAACUGUGAGAAUGCUUUCAAUGCUUUGAAGAAGAUGCUCACAACUGCCCCAAUCAUUAUACCACCAUAUUGGAGCUUGCCUUUUGAAUUGAUGUGUGACGCCUCUGAUUAUGCCGUUGGAGCUGUUUUGGGACAGCGAAUUGAUAAGAAGCCACAUGCCAUCUACUAUGCUAGUAGAACCCUCAACGAUGCCCAACUCAACUAUUCCACCACAGAGAAGGAGUUAUUAGCUGUCAUAUUUGCUUUAGAGAAGUUCAGAUCAUAUUUGAUUACUAACAAGGUUAUUGUUUACACUGAUCAUGCAGCAUUAAAAUACUUGUUAGCCAAGAAGGAUGCCAAGCCACGACUCAUUAGAUGGAUUCUCUUGUUGCAAGAGUUUGACUUAGAGAUAAAAGAUAAGAAAGGAAGUGAGAAUGUUGUGGCUGAUCAUUUGAGUAGAUUGGUGCAUGUGUCUAACGAAGAGGAGGAUUCAUUGCCAUUGCGUGAAAGCUUCCCUGAUGAGCAACUCUUCUCCAUUUGUGCUUUGAAUUCUCUCAAUCCAUUAUCUUGGUUUGCUGUUAUUGUUAACUAUUUGUGCACUAAUGAACUCCCUACAGGGUUAUCUACGUUCCAACGUGACAAGCUUAGGAAGCAAGCAAGAUACUACUUUUGGGAUGAUCCAUAUUUAUUCAAGCAUUGCCCAGACCAAGUAAUUCGAAGGUGUGUGUCUGAAGGUGAUUUUAAGAGCAUUCUGGAGUUUUGUCACUCCCAUGCAUGUGGAGGACAUUUUGGAGCAAAGGAGACUGCCAACAAAGUGCUACAAUCAGGUUUCUUUUGGCCUACCCUUUUUAAGGAUGCGUAUGUUUUUUGUGCUUCAUGUGAUAGAUGCCAACGGAUGGGUAAUUUACAUGCUAGAAAUCAGAUGCCUCUCACCAAUAUCCUAAUCAUUGAAAUAUUUGAUGUUUGGGGAAUUGAUUUCAUGGGCCCUUUUCCUACCUCUUAUGGAUUUGAAUAUAUAUUAGUUGCUGUCAAUUAUGUUUCUAAAUGGGUAGAAGCCAUUGCCACUAGAACUAAUGAUGCUAAGGUUGUGAUCGGUUUUCUCAAAGGAAAUAUUUUUACAAGGUUUGGCACACCUAGAGCAAUCAUUAGUGAUGGUGGCUCCCACUUUGUUAACCAAGCUUUUGCAGCACUCUUGAAGAAAUAUGGAAUCACGCAUAAGGUGGCAACACCCUAUCAUCCCCAAACUAGUGGGCAGGUUGAGAUAAGCAAUAGGGAGAUUAAGCACAUACUUGAAAAGACGGUGAACACCACAAGGAAGGAUUGGUCCAUGCGUUUGGAUGAUGCAUUGUGGGCUUAUAGGACUGCUUAUAAGACACCUAUAGGUAUGUCUCCGUAUAGGCUUGUUUUCGGUAAACCUUGUCACUUACCAGUGGAGCUUGAGCACAGGGCUUAUUGGGCAAUCAAGGCCUUCAAUUUUGAUAUGAAAGCUGCUGGUGAGAAGAGGAGGCUUCAACUCAAUGAGUUGGAGGAGUUGCGACAUGAAGCGUAUGAGAAUGCUAAGCUUUACAAGGAGAAAACAAAGCAAUAUCAUGACAAGAAAAUUCUUAGGAAGACGUUUGAGAAAGGGCAGAAGGUUCUCCUAUUCAAUUCACGCCUUAAGCUCUUCCCAGGUAAGCUUCGUUCUCGGUGGAUUGGCCCUUUUGUUAUUACUAAUGUGUUUGAUCAUGGCGCAGUGGAGAUUCAAAAUAUUAAGGAUGGCAGCACCUUCAAGGUGAACGGACAUCGGUUGAAACCUUACUUUGAUGCCAACUUUGAUGCCAAUAUUGAGUCUCAAGCACUCAAGGAGCCUCCACCACUCUCUUGA
Molecule: messenger RNA, 3024 nt
Organism: Prunus armeniaca (apricot)
Lineage: Eukaryota; Viridiplantae; Streptophyta; Magnoliopsida; Rosales; Rosaceae
Source: the annotation of a GenBank genome assembly